This is a messenger RNA of Saccharomyces kudriavzevii IFO 1802, 2313 nucleotides long. It is a transcript of the gene HCA4, whose product is annotated as RNA-dependent ATPase HCA4. The transcript has a single exon. Gene Ontology annotation, biological process: rRNA processing. Gene Ontology annotation, cellular component: nucleus. Bases 1 to 2313 code for a protein of 770 amino acids. Lineage: Eukaryota; Fungi; Ascomycota; Saccharomycetes; Saccharomycetales; Saccharomycetaceae. The record is from RefSeq and is a predicted model, not a curated record. Gene Ontology annotation, molecular function: nucleic acid binding; ATP binding; RNA helicase activity.
AUGGCAAAAAAAAAUAAAGUGAACACCUCUCAAAGAAAGACUUUACGUCAAAAGGAAGAUGAAUACAUAGAAAACCUGAAAACUAAAAUCGAUGAAUAUAAUCCCAAGAUAACUAAAGCCAAAUUUUUCAAAGACCUGCCUAUUAGUGAUCCCACUUUGAAAGGUUUAAGGGAAUCAUCCUUUAUAAAACUUACUGAGAUUCAAGCAGAUUCCAUUCCAGUGUCUUUACAAGGUCACGAUGUAUUGGCGGCCGCAAAGACAGGUUCUGGUAAAACGCUAGCAUUUUUAGUUCCGGUCAUCGAAAAACUGUACCGCGAAAAGUGGACUGAAUUCGACGGAUUGGGUGCCCUGAUUAUAUCUCCUACAAGAGAGCUAGCAAUGCAAAUAUAUGAAGUUUUGACCAAGAUUGGCAGCCGUACAUCAUUUUCGGCAGGAUUAGUUAUUGGUGGCAAAGACGUCAAAUUUGAACUAGAAAGAAUAUCCAGAAUUAACAUCCUUAUUGGUACACCCGGUCGAAUUUUACAACAUUUAGAUCAAGCUGUAGGUUUAAAUACUUCCAAUUUGCAAAUGCUUGUUCUUGACGAGGCCGAUAGAUGCUUAGAUAUGGGAUUCAAAAAAACUCUAGAUGCUAUAGUGGACACUUUAUCUCCCUCUAGACAAACUCUUUUAUUUUCGGCAACUCAGUCCCAGUCCGUUGCAGAUUUAGCUAGGUUAUCCUUGACAGAUUAUAAAACUGUGGGAACGUAUGACGUUAUGGACGGAUCCGUUAACAAAGGACCGUCUACUCCAGAAACUUUACAACAAUCCUACAUUGAAGUUCCUCUAGCGGAUAAGCUAGAUAUCCUCUUCAGUUUCAUUAAAUCACAUUUAAAGUGCAAAAUGAUUGUGUUUUUGUCAAGUUCCAAACAAGUGCAUUUUGUUUAUGAAACAUUCAGAAAAAUGCAGCCUGGUAUAUCUCUAAUGCAUUUACAUGGAAGGCAAAAACAACGUGCGAGAACUGAAACUUUAGACAAAUUUAAUCGUGCUCAACAGGUCUGUCUUUUUGCUACAGAUGUUGUCGCUAGAGGUAUUGACUUUCCUGCAGUCGAUUGGGUUGUACAAGUUGAUUGCCCGGAAGACGUUGACACAUAUAUCCACAGAGUCGGUAGAUGUGCCCGCUAUGGUAAAAAGGGUAAAUCGUUAAUUAUGUUGACUCCACAAGAGCAAGAAACAUUCCUAAAAAGAUUGCAAAUCAGAAAGAUUGAGCCAAGUAAACUAAAUAUAAAACAAUCAAAGAAAAAAUCCAUCAAGCCCCAACUACAAUCGUUAUUAUUCAAGGAUCCAGAGUUGAAAUAUCUAGGACAAAAAGCUUUUAUAUCGUAUGUGAGAUCCAUCUAUGUACAAAAGGACAAAGAAGUUUUCAAAUUCGACGAACUAUCAACGGAAGAAUUUGCCUAUUCUCUUGGUUUACCGGGCGCUCCAAAGAUCAAAAUGAAGGGUAUGAAGACUAUUGAUCAGGCCAAAGAAAGAAAAAACGCUCCAAGACAGCUAGCGUUCUUAUCAAGGACAAAUGAAGAUGGUGAAAUAAUCGAAGAUAAAUCCAAACAACCAAGAACAAAAUAUGAUAAAAUGUUCGAACGUAAAAAUCAAACCAUUUUAAGUGAACAUUAUUUGAAUAUAACGAAGGCCCAAGCACAGGAGGAUGAAGAUGAUGAUUUCAUCUCUGUCAGGCGUACAAAUCAUGAAAUAAAUGAAUCCGAGUUACCUGCUUUAACUCUUCCCUCUUCAAGGAGAGCACAAAAGAAAGCACUUUCCAAAAAAGCAUCUCUGUCUUCCAAAGGUAACGCUAGUAAAGUGGUAUUUGAUGAUGAAGGUGAAGCUCAUCCGGUUUACGAACUAGAAGGUGAAGAGGAAUUUCAUAAGAAGGGUGAUGCGGAAGUUCAAAAGACAGAAUUUCUAAGUAAAGAAUCCGCGGUAAUGGCAGACAUCGAUGGUAUUGAUAAACAGGUGGCCAAGGAAAAGAAACAAGAAAAGAAGAGAAAGAGACUAGAGGCCAUAAGAAGAGAGAUGGAAACGGCUAUGGAAGGGGACCUUUCUGGAGAUGAUGGUGAGGGACAAUCAGUAGCAUACUUGGGAACAGGUAACUUAAGUGAUGAUAUGCACGACGAUGAUAUGUCCGAAUCAGAAGGCCACUUGAAGAAGAAAGCUAGAACUGUUGAUUAUUCACAUGGUAACAAACCAUUUAGUUCAGUUGAUGAUGAAAUUAUUGAAGUGGAAGAACCACAGACUUUGGAAGAUCUAGAGUCUUUGACAGCUAAACUAAUUCAAGGUUAA